This is a messenger RNA of Triplophysa dalaica, 2542 nucleotides long. RefSeq names its product succinate dehydrogenase complex, subunit A, flavoprotein (Fp) (gene sdha). The record is from RefSeq and is a predicted model, not a curated record. The coding region runs from base 24 to 2012 and encodes 662 amino acids. Gene Ontology annotation, molecular function: flavin adenine dinucleotide binding; succinate dehydrogenase (quinone) activity; electron transfer activity. The transcript is spliced from 15 exons. Lineage: Eukaryota; Metazoa; Chordata; Actinopteri; Cypriniformes; Nemacheilidae. Gene Ontology annotation, biological process: tricarboxylic acid cycle; mitochondrial electron transport, succinate to ubiquinone.
CGUACUGGGCAGAACUCAGCAACAUGGCUGUUGUGUGCGCUGCCUCCCGUGUCCUCGGAAGAAAAAUUGUAUCGUUGAACGCUCUUCCAGCAGUAUGUCAGUCAAGCAACCGCAAACUGCAUUUCUCCAUCUAUGGCAAAAAGGGAGAUGCCAAAGUUUCAGAUGGUAUCUCCACUCAGUAUCCAGUAGUAGAUCAUGAGUUUGACGCUGUGGUUGUUGGAGCCGGUGGCGCGGGGCUGCGUGCGGCGUUCGGUCUGUCGGAGGCCGGCUUUAACACGGCCUGUGUCACCAAACUUUUCCCAACCCGAUCACACACAGUGGCUGCACAGGGUGGGAUUAAUGCUGCACUGGGCAACAUGGAGGAGGACGACUGGCGCUGGCACUUUUAUGACACAGUGAAGGGAUCUGAUUGGCUGGGAGAUCAGGAUGCUAUUCACUAUAUGACAGAACAAGCCCCUGCUGCAGUGGUGGAGCUGGAGAACUUCGGCAUGCCGUUCAGCCGCACCGAAGAUGGGAAGAUCUAUCAGCGAGCCUUCGGAGGUCAAAGUUUGAAGUUUGGUAAAGGCGGACAGGCUCACCGAUGCUGCUGUGUGGCAGACAGGACGGGUCAUUCUCUUCUUCACACGCUCUAUGGACGGUCUUUAAGGUAUGACACUAGCUACUUUGUUGAGUAUUUUGCUCUGGAUCUGCUGAUGGAGGAUGGAGAGUGCAAGGGAGUCAUUGCUCUGUGCAUGGAGGAUGGAUCCAUACAUCGUUUCAGAUCCAAGAACACAGUCAUUGCCACAGGUGGUUAUGGCCGCACAUUUUUCAGCUGUACUUCGGCACACACUAGCACAGGAGACGGGAAUGCCAUGGUGACACGUGCUGGUCUUCCCUGCCAGGAUCUUGAAUUUGUUCAGUUCCACCCCACAGGUAUCUAUGGUGCCGGGUGUCUGAUCACAGAGGGGUGCCGUGGAGAGGGUGGAAUCUUACUUAACAGUGAAGGUGAAAGAUUCAUGGAGCGCUAUGCGCCCAAUGCCAAAGACUUGGCUUCCAGAGACGUGGUCUCACGAUCCAUGACCAUUGAGAUCAGAGAAGGAAGAGGUGUUGGCCCAGAUAAAGACCACGUGUACCUUCAGCUCCAUCACCUACCGCCGCAGGACCUGGCUGCCCGCCUGCCAGGCAUCUCUGAAACCGCCAUGAUCUUCGCCGGGGUGGACGUUACAAAAGAGCCCAUCCCCGUAUUACCCACCGUCCACUACAACAUGGGAGGCAUCCCUACCAACUAUAAGGGACAGGUCAUCACCUAUGAGAAUGGAGCGGAUAAGGUGGUGCCAGGCCUGUAUGCCUGCGGUGAGGCCGGCUGUGCGUCAGUGCAUGGUGCCAACCGCCUGGGCGCAAACUCUCUGCUGGAUCUGGUCGUGUUUGGACGUGCUUGUGCCCUGACCAUCGCUGAGACAGAAACUCCAGGAGAAAAGCUUUCCCCUCUGAAACCCAAUGCAGGAGAGGCGUCUGUCUCCAAUAUGGACAAGAUCCGCUUCGCAAACGGCAGUGCCAGGACAUCAGAGAUCAGGCUGAACAUGCAGAAGACCAUGCAAAAUCACGCGGCUGUGUUCCGUACUGGAGAUGUCCUGAAGGAGGGUUGUGUCAAGAUGGAUGAAAUCUACAAAACAAUGGAUGAUAUCAAAACAUUUGACAGAGGUAUUGUGUGGAACACUGAUUUGGUGGAAACUCUAGAGCUGCAGAAUUUGAUGUUGAACGGAGUGCAGACAAUCGUCUCCGCUGAGGCCCGUAAAGAGAGCAGAGGUGCUCACGCCCGAGAGGACUUCAAGGACCGUAUGGACGAGUAUGAUUUUUCCAAACCACUGCAAGGGCAGGUGAAGAAGCCUUUUGAUCAACACUGGAGGAAACACACACUCUCCUAUGUAGAUCCCAAAACAGGAAAGGUUACUCUGAAAUACAGACCUGUGAUUGACAACUCUCUGGACGCAGAAGAGUGUGCUGCCAUUCCCCCUGCGAUCCGAUCCUAUUAAACACAUCCCACCCAGACUCUCUGCUUGUUCAUAAUCAAUGAAAUAAUGGAGAAAUAUCUUAAAUAAUUAAUAUCUUGCUUUUGAUGUUUGCACUUGCUACAAAAAUGACACUUCAGUAUCAAAGAGCAUAAACAAUUGCUAUACUUGUCAUAUUUGACUGUUCUGCAACUUAAGUGAACUGUAACCGCUGUGCAAAAUUUGUGCAUAUUCUCUGAAACGCAUCCAUUGCAGUUGCUUUAAAAUGCUGGUAAGUCGUCAAAUAUUUAAUAUUUAAAUAUUAAAUGAAUGUCAUAAUACUGUCAGGAAGCACUUUGCAGCUUAGGAAAAUAGAUAAAAAGUGAACAACAACUCAGUUAAACAGUGUGUGAUGCCAAUGCAUUGCGUGGUUUUACAUUGGACCAGGUGGGCCAUUCAUUCUUUAAUAUACUCUCAUAUUUUCACUUGUAUGUAACGUUUCUGUACAUCUUGCAUGUUCUGUUUUGUAGGUUCUAUUUAAACCCAAUAAAGAUGAUGAGGGUGAUGAAAAUCGA